AUGCCGGCGGCGAAGGAAGCGAACCCCGCCGUCGCCCUGAACCAGCACGUCCUUGCGACCCUAGAGAGAUGCGGGCACCUCCGCCAACUGAAGCAGCUUCAAGCUCACCUAAUAGUCCUCGGCCACGGCCACACCCAGUUCUUCUCCUUCAAGCUCCUCCGCUUCUCCGCCACCGUGCUCGCCGACCUCCGCUAUGCCCGCUCCCUCUUCGAUGCCCUCCCCUCCCCCAACAUCUUCCUCUACACCGCCAUGAUCACCGCCUACUCCUCCCACUCCGACCCCUCCUCCGCCGCCCUCCUGUUCCGUCAGAUGCUCCGCCGCCGCCGCCCCCUCCCCAACCAAUUCAUCUUCCCUCACGCCCUCCGCUCCUUCUCCGAGUCCUCCUCCUCCUCCUCCAUAGCCGCUGUGCACGCGCAGGUUGCAAAGACGGGCUUCGCCGGCGACGGCGUGGUGCAGACGUCUCUCCUCGACGCCUACGCCAAGUGCCUCGACGUAGACACCGCCCGCCGCUUGUUCGACGAAAUGGCAGAAAGAAACGUCGUCUCCUGGACCGCCAUGAUCACGGGCUACGCGCGAGCAGGGAUGAUCGGCAACGCGACGACCCUGUUCGAGGAAAUGCCUCACAGGGACGUCCCAGCCUGGAACGCCAUCAUCGCCGCCUAUAGCCAGAACGGGCUCUUCUCCGAGGCGGUGGCGCUGUUUCGUCGCAUGAUCGCCGCCGCCGCCCGCCCCAACGAGACGACGGUGGCGUGCGUCCUCUCGGCCUGCGGCCAUCUCGGCACGCUCCUUCUAGCCAAGUCCAUCCACACCUACACCUACAGGAACCGCAUCGGCGCCAGCGUCUUCGUCUCCAACGCCCUCAUCGACGUGUACGGGAAAUGCGGGAGCCUGAAGCAGGCGCGCAACCUCUUCGACGAAAGCUCCCAGCGGAGCUUGACCCUCUGGAACUCCAUGAUCAACUGCCUCGCACUCCACGGACACAGCGGGGAGGCGCUGGAAACCUUCGAGGAGAUGCGACGCGAUGGGCCGCCCCCAGAUGGCGUGACCUUCGUGGGCCUGCUGAACGCGUGCGCCCACGGCGGGAUGGUCGACGAGGGGCGGCGCUACUUCCGCGCCAUGGUCGCCGGCUACGGCGUGGAGCGGCGGAUCGAGCACUAUGGCUGCAUGGUGGACCUUCUGUGCCGCGCGGGUAGGUUCGAGGAGGCGAUGGAGGUGGUGGAGGGGAUGAGGGCGAUGGAGCCGGACGAGGUGGUGUGGGGGUCUCUGCUCAACGGCUGCAGGGUCUACGGGGAGGUGAAGAUGGCGGAGAAGGCGGCGAGGAAGCUGCUGGAGAUGGACCCGGGGAACGGCGGCUACGGCGUGCUGCUGGCGAAUCUGUACAGCGCGACGGGGAGGUGGGAGGAGAUGGGCGGCGUGAGGAAGGCGAUGAAGGAGACGGGAGGGAGGAAGCUGCCGGGUUGCAGCUGGAUUGAGCUGGAGAGCGAGGUUCACCGGUUCUACUCCGGCGAUCGGUCGCACCCACGGGCCGGAGAGAUCGUUGAUGCCCUGCAGGGUUUGGCUGCUUUCUUGGAAUACUGA
Messenger RNA from Spirodela intermedia, 1578 nucleotides. The record is from the annotation of a GenBank genome assembly. NCBI's taxonomy places the organism in Eukaryota, Viridiplantae, Streptophyta, Magnoliopsida, Alismatales, Araceae.